Molecule: messenger RNA, 621 nt
Organism: Cuscuta europaea
Lineage: Eukaryota; Viridiplantae; Streptophyta; Magnoliopsida; Solanales; Convolvulaceae
Source: the annotation of a GenBank genome assembly
CCAAGGAGAAAAAAGAAACUCUCAAACCCAUCCUCCAUUGGUGCAAUUCGAGCUCAAGCAAAGGUAGUCUAAAGAGGGAAGUUUAAAGGAGGAAAAGUGAGGAAAAAGUGUGAAAGAUUAAGGUAAUGACCAUAUAACAAUUUUUUCUCUACCAUAUGACUUAUAUAUCAUACUAGGAACCCCUAGGAUUGUUCUACAUAUUUAGAAGUGUAGAAUGAGGGGUUGGAAGGUUGUUCUAAGUCCAAGAACGGACUUAGAAACCAAAGUGACCGGUUCACCGGAAAAUAACCUUUUAGAGGUUAUUUGUGUUGAUAUGGGUUUUUGUGAUGUUGAAAGAGCUGCCAGAGGUAUUUCCGAAGUUCUUCAAAUCUUGCCGGAGUUUCACCGGAGUUCAACCGAGAGGGGUAGACUUCUUAAAACUCAUUCAAGGUUGAAGCUAGUGCUUGCUACAUGCACCUUUGCACCGGUGAAGAGAAUCUCAAGGAAGACGUGGUUCAUGCUUAUUUUAUUAUUUUGAAACUAUAAACUAUGCUCAUGGAUAUUUUGUAAUGAAUACUUGUUUUGGGCCCGCGAGCCCACAUUUUGCCAUAUGUGGCCCGUGAUAGCUAUUGAAUACUUCCG